AUGGAUACAGUUCAGCUUGUAUUAGUGACUUUGAUAGUCGGUCUUGUAGCAUUUUUGUUGAUAUCUUACCUUCAAACUGCGGAUUUCUCCAGAAGAGUUGAAGGAUCAUCAAAGCUUAAAAAGCCGACGUUUUUGAUCUUAGGGCUCAAUAAUAGUGGGAAAACUGCUUUGUUUUAUCAGCUCAAAGAAGAUGCCCCCCAAAAUGGGUUUGAAUUUGUUAAUACGGUCUCAUCAAUUGAACCUAAUAUUUCAGAAGUGAAUAUACCAUUCUCAAAGUCAUCGGUUUCCAAAGCGUAUCAGUUGAUCGACUAUCCUGGACACUUGAAAUACUCACAGUUGCUAACAAAGUUAAUUUUGAAGGAUGUCACCUUACAAAACAUUAAGGGUAUACUUUAUGUAAUUGACUCGUCUUCGAACUCGAUAAAUCAGCAAAACCAAGUAAAGCAAAUUUCUAGAUUCUUGUUCAGCCUAUUUUCUCAGACAGAGAAAUUAAUGAACGGAGUUGAUUUUCUUUUUGCAAUCAACAAGCAAGACUUAUUUGAUUCAAUACCUGUUUUUAAGAUAAAGCAAUUAAUAGAAGAGGAAAUUACAAAAUUGGUGAAAGAUGAAUUAAGCGGCGUCAAUAGUCAUAGUUCAGGAAUUGAUAAGGAUGAAGAUUAUGAAGAAGCUGAAAACGAGGACAAAAUGGCAAACUACGACAAUUUGAGAGAAUUUUGGUUACCAAUCAUAGGCAAUGUUAAUAAUUCAUUUAAGUUUGAAAUGCUAGAAGGAGACGUUACAUUCAUAGGUGGUUCAGUUUUGAAAAAUAAUAUGGAACCAUGGAAAAAUUGGUUUGACGAAAAAGUAGUAAACUAG
Messenger RNA from Priceomyces carsonii, 855 nucleotides. Its product is annotated as Signal recognition particle receptor subunit beta. NCBI's taxonomy places the organism in Eukaryota, Fungi, Ascomycota, Pichiomycetes, Serinales, Debaryomycetaceae. Gene Ontology annotation, molecular function: GTP binding. The coding region runs from base 1 to 855 and encodes 284 amino acids. The transcript has a single exon. Gene Ontology annotation, cellular component: cytoplasm. Gene Ontology annotation, biological process: intracellular protein transport; vesicle-mediated transport. The record is from RefSeq and is a predicted model, not a curated record.